AUGGUAAGUGUAUUUGCUGAUUUGGAAAAGAUGCCUGGUUUUGUUGCUGGAAAGAAGAGAUCUACAGGCCGAAACAUGUGUUUCACCAAUUUGGCCAAUCAAGACAAGUUAACUUGUUUGCAAACCAAUCAUUUCUUUGCCUCUGAGGUACCGGAAAACGAUGAUAGCCCCAUUCUACCUGGUCUGCCUGAUGAUGUGGCAAAACAUUGCCUUGCACUUGUGCCUCGUUCUAACGUCCCAACUAUUGGUGGUGUCUGUAAGAGAUGGAGAUCAUUUAUUCAAAGCAAAGAGUUCAUUACUGUGCGAAAAUUGGCAGGGAUGGUUGAGGAAUGGCUCUAUUUCUUAACAAUGGAUACUGAAGGAGAGGGAACUCAUUGGGAGGUUAUGGAUCGUCCCAGUCAUAAAUGCCAAGCUCUUCCACCGAUGCCUGGUCCGGUAAAGGCUGGAUUCGGAGUGGUUGUUCUUAAUGGAAAGCUUCUUGUUAUUGCUGGAUAUUCAACUACAGAUAGAAGUACCUUUGCCUCAGCAGAGGUUUACCAAUAUGACUCGCUCCUCAACAAUUGGAGCAGACUAUCAAAAAUGAAUGUGGCUCGUUAUGACUUUGCAUGUGCCGAAGUCAAUGGCUUGGUUUAUGCUGUAGGAGGCUGUGGAUUGGAUGGUGAAAUUCUCUCUAGUGCUGAGGUGUACGACCCUGACACCGACAAAUGGACACUGAUAGAGAGUGUCCGGCGCCCAAGAUGGGGUUGCUUUGCCUGUUCAUUGGAUGGUAAGCUCUAUGUCAUGGGUGGAAGGUCGAGCUUUACAAUUGGAAACUCCAAGUUUGUUGAUGUUUAUGACCCUGAAGUCCACAGCUGGGGUGAGUUCAAGAACGGCUGUGUUAUGGUCACAGCGCACGCAGUAUUAGGAAAGAAAUUGUUCUGUAUGGAGUGGAAGAACCAGAGGAAGCUAGCAAUAUUCUGUUCUGAAGACAAUUCGUGGAAAAUGGUACCACUUCCACUCACUGGUAGCUCCAGUGUUGAUUUUAGAUUUGGGAUAUUUGAUGAAAAGCUGUUGCUAUUCUCACUGGAAGCAGGACCCUCUUAUCAAACUUUGUUGUAUGAUCCAAAUGCAGCUAAAGGGUCAGAGUGGCAAAUUUCUGAUAUAAAACCAUCUGGUGUGUUCUUGUGCAGUGUAACAAUCAAGGCAUGAAUAUGAAAUACUAAUGAGGAUCUGAACUUUGAAGAGUGGAGUGGAGUGGAAAGACUUCAUUGGCUUUUAAGUUUUAUACAUUUUAAUAAAGUUUAGGAAAGUAGUUUGUGUGUGUCAUUUUAUAUUUUCCAUUUCUUCCACGUGUUUUGAUUAUGUACUUCUGCAUGUGUCUUUUAUUUAUUUGGAUUACGGUAUCAUUUAAGUCUUAUAUGUGGCAUAAUAUGGUGUAUUAAGUCCCAGUAUGGGAACUCUUGAGUUACUUUGGUACAAUUGAUUUAUUGAAUUUGAGGCUUGAGCAGCACUUUUUCAAA
Messenger RNA from Arachis duranensis, 1499 nucleotides. Its product is annotated as F-box/kelch-repeat protein At1g67480. Lineage: Eukaryota; Viridiplantae; Streptophyta; Magnoliopsida; Fabales; Fabaceae. Gene Ontology annotation, molecular function: protein binding. Bases 1 to 1188 code for a protein of 395 amino acids. The record is from RefSeq and is a predicted model, not a curated record. The transcript is spliced from 2 exons.